Molecule: messenger RNA, 2477 nt
Organism: Strigops habroptila (Kakapo)
Lineage: Eukaryota; Metazoa; Chordata; Aves; Psittaciformes; Psittacidae
Gene: SYT12
Product: synaptotagmin 12
Exons: 8
Coding region: 174-1442 (422 amino acids)
Biological process (GO): regulation of calcium ion-dependent exocytosis; cellular response to calcium ion; regulation of dopamine secretion
Molecular function (GO): clathrin binding; phosphatidylserine binding; SNARE binding
Source: RefSeq, a predicted model, not a curated record
GGCACCGGGCCCGGCUGGGAAUCGCCGCACCCCCCGGGGCCGGGACCCGGCCCGUUACCGCGGCCGCUGAUGCCGGAGCUGUGGGGGGGGUCCCGGUCCCCGUCCCCGCUCUCUUCCGAUCCCCGGUGACUCCACCUGCCCCCAGGCUGUCCCAGCUGCCGGGAGCGUUUGCCAUGGACCAGGGGCACGUCAGCAGCCACCGCCUGAGUGUGACCGCGAGCCCCCCACGGUGGGAGAUCGGGAUCUACGCCGCCGGCGCCGUGGUGCUGCUGGGGGUGGCUGCGCUCAACCUCUGGAAGCUCUGGCGCUCCGGGACCUACCCGGCACCUUCCCCCUUCCCCAACUACGACUACCGGUACCUGGAGCAGAAGUACGGGGCGGCGCACUUGGGCACCAAACCCAAGCGAGGGGUGACCCCGGGGGCACAGAGGGGGCUGGAGAAGACAUCACCCACCCGCAAGAGCAGCCUGAGGGCAGAUGACACCUUGGAGAGCAUCAACGAGCUGGGGAGCCUGGAGCUGAUGAGCAGGGACCUGGGCCUGGCCGCCUACGGCCCCCUGAGGAAAUCCAUCUCUGCCGACUCGCUGAGCUCCAUCUCGUCCAUUGGGAACAACUUUGGGCAGGAAUUCACAGUGGGGCAGGUGGAAGUGUCCAUGGAGUACGAUGCAAAGGCGGCUGCCCUGCACGUGACGCUGCUGCAGGGCAAGGACCUGCUGGAGAAGGAGGACGCUCGCUUUGAGUCCUGCUUCAUGCGCGUCAGCCUGCUCCCGGCCGAGCAGAUCGUCGGCAUCUCCCGGAUCCAGCGCAGCGCUGGUGCUGUGGCCUUCGAGGAGCGGUUCUCGGUGCCGCUGGAGCCCGCGGCGCUGGAGGAGCAGAGUCUGCGCUUCUCCGCCUUCGGCAUCGACGAGGACGAGCGGAACGUCAGCACCGGCGUGGCCGAGCUCAAGCUCUGCGACCUGGACCUGGCCACGCGGCCCUUCAACGCCUGGCUCUACCUGCAGGACAUGAACAAGGCAGUGGACACGGUGGGGGAGAUCCUGCUGUCCCUGAGCUACCUGCCCACAGCUGAACGCCUCACCGUGGUGGUGGUCAAAGCCAAGAACCUCGUGUGGACCAACGGCAAAGUGACCGCAGACCCCUUCGUCAAGGUGUACCUGCUGCAGGACGGGAGGAAGAUCAGCAAGAAGAAGACAGCGGUGAAGAGGGACGACACCAACCCCGUGUUCAACGAGGCCAUGAUCUUCUCUGUGCCGGCCAUCGUGCUGCAGGAGCUGUCCCUGCGGGUGACGGUGGCCGAGUGCGGUGAGGACGGUCGCGCUGACAACACGGGGCACGUCCUCAUCGGCCCCGCGGCCAGCGGCAUGGGCACCACGCACUGGAACCAGAUGCUGGCCACGCUCAGGAGGCCCGUGUCCAUGUGGCACCCGCUCCGCAGAAACUAAGGCUGAGGGGGGGUCCCUGCACCCCGGGACAGCGGCACAGGGGGUCGGGGUGGCCGGGAGCCGCCGGGGCUGCAGCCGGGCAGGGGCUGGGCCAGGCUCUGCAGCACUGGGAGGACUGAGCGGCUGGAGCAUCCCGCUCCCAAAGCACUGGAGGAUGGAGCAGCUCCUUGGCUGUGUCUCACCCCAUCCGGGAUGUCCUCGCGUGUGCCACGGGCUGUGAAUGGACCUGCUGAGAAAGGAGUCUCCAUCCAAAUGGACCAAAUGCAGCACAACCUCCCAGACUGUUCCCGAGUAUCCCGGGGGGGCACCAGUGGUGGCCUCGAACAUGGACCCUGAGGGCUGCUGGGGAUGGGGUGGGCUUCGGUGAAGGGUGGUUUUGGUUGGAUGGGAGGAUGGAGAGGGAUGAUAAAGAGCUGGCACGGUGUGGCUUCACUGGGUGAAUGUGGUUGCUCUGGGCCAGUGUGGCUUUCCUGGGGGGUUUCAGAGGGAUUUUGGUGCCAAAACAUUGCCAAUGAGGAUGGAGAAAGGGAGAAAUGACAGCAGAGGAAAAGAUCAUUGUUACAGGUGGGGUUUCCUUCUGUGUCCUCUCAAGCAGAGCAAAUCUCUGCCCCUUGCUGUGGAGGGGUGGCUGGACUUGGCCAAAGGGGGUUCAACCUCUUGGGUUGAAAGAGACCUCUCAGGGCUGAGAGUCAUCAGUUGGGGGCAGCUUUUCCCACCCCAGCCCCUUUUCCCAGCAAAACCAACCCUCAGGGCUGCUCCCAGCAGCAAAUUCCUGCUCUUUUAACACAGAUCUCACAACUGCGGGGGUAUUUUUUACAGCCCCCGGCCCUGGAAUCCACUUUGACUUGCUCAUCCCAAAGCUCCCUCGUUUUACCCAAUGUCUGGGUGCAGAGAGGAAUGUCCUGGCCCUGUGACAGAAGGCAGAAGCAAGAGUUCCCCGAUUUCACCAUUUUUAAGCCCAGCUCCUGUUUCAGGGGGAAGGGAGGGGAAAAACCUGGAUCCUGGCUCCUGCCGGCAGCAAGGGCCCUGGGUCAG